ACCACCAGCCUGCGCCUGCUCUAGCUUGGCUUAGUUUCAAUCAGGUGGGUACCUCCAGCACCACUGUUAUGCCUACGAGUUAUGCAGUAGCGGUUCCCAACCAGCAGGGAUCCCAGUCGUCGUACAUGGUCACGCCUCCACUGCCUCCUACACCGCCGGUGGGAGGGCAGGACCAGUACACUGAGUUCCUCGCGUUGGCUGCAGUCGACCUGGCGAAGAGGGGCGCCACGCUACAGGGUACGAUGCAUUCGCACGAAAUGGUCGCUGGCUAUAAGAGGAAGCGCGACGAGCAGUUGGUCCCAGUGCUUGGCGCGCACCACGGGCAGCAGCAACAGACCAUUCUCGUCGAUGACCUCCUGCUCAACCAUGCAUCCAAGUUGUGGGAGGUUCUGGCGAAGCAGAGGCAGAGGCACAUGAGGGUGAUUACCUCAGCCGUGGAGGACAGGGCGGCUAAGCGGCUCAAGGCCAAGGACGAGGAGAUGAAGUCUAUCUGGGUCAGGAACCAGGCGCUCCAGGACCAGCUCAGGGUUCUCCAGAGGGAGGCCCAGGCGUGGCACAACAUCGUCGGGUCAAAGGAGGCAGCUGCCAACGUGCUCCGCGGCGACUUGCAGCGUGUGCUCGCGCAGGUGGUCCCUAGCCGUGGUGUUGAUGAUGCCAAUUCCUGCUGCUGGGGGGAUAACCAGGUAGCCUUCCAUGGAGACAACGAGAACGAGGUGUCAAAGCCGGAGGCGGCGACGAGCAUCAGGAGGUGCAAAGGGUGUGGCCAGGGCAAGUCCAUGGAGUUGUUGCUACCGUGCAGGCACCUCUGCAUGUGUGUUCCGUGCGCGGCCACGGCGAGGGUGUGCCCGGUGUGCGGAUGUGCCAAAACCAGCAGCAUCUGCGUCAACUUGUCCUGA
This is a messenger RNA of Lolium perenne, 896 nucleotides long. RefSeq names its product probable BOI-related E3 ubiquitin-protein ligase 3. NCBI's taxonomy places the organism in Eukaryota, Viridiplantae, Streptophyta, Magnoliopsida, Poales, Poaceae. The record is from RefSeq and is a predicted model, not a curated record. Gene Ontology annotation, molecular function: ubiquitin-protein transferase activity. Gene Ontology annotation, biological process: regulation of programmed cell death.